AUGGUGACGCUGUCGUACGAGCAGGAUGAGGUGCAGCAUCCCUCACACGUGCGCCGUGCCUCCCGCCGACGGAACCAGCGCAUCGUAUCGACCGCCUCGAUAGAACGCCAGGGCUCGGCGAGUCUGCUUUCGAGCAUCAGCAACCUCACCAACACCAUCAUCGGCACGGGCAUGCUCGCCACGCCGGGCGCAUUCAAGUACACCGGCCUGCUGCUGGGCAUGUUUCUCAUCGUCUUCUGCGGCUGCACGGCGGCGUUGGGGCUGUACCUGCUGACACGCUGUGCGGCGCGCGUGGGUGGGCGGAAGAACAGCUUCUUCACGAUUGCAUCCAAGGCGCUGCCGGCGGGCGCGUGGUACUUUGACCUGGCGAUUGCACUCAAGUGCUACGGCGUCAGCAUCUCAUACCUGAUCAUCUGUGGCCAGCUGAUGCCCCAGGUCAUCAUCAGCUUUUUUAGGGCUUUCCACCGCGACGUCCACCAGAUCCCUACGCUCUUUCUCGAUCGCAGCUUCUGGAUCCUGGCGCUCAUCAUCCUGCUUAUCCCGCUGUGCUUCCUGCGUAGGCUCGACUCGCUGAGACAUACGAGCUAUCUUAGCCUGCUCGCGGUGUUCUACCUGGUGAUCAUCGUGCUGCACUACAGCUUCAGCUCGGACGCAAAGGCGUCAUUACCGCCUAAAGGGGAUGUAGAGGUGGUGGCAGUCUCGUGGCAUACGAUCAGCAUCUUCCCCGUAUUCGUAUUUGCGUUUACGUGCGCACAGAACAUGCUGCCCGUCUACAACGAGCUGUUCCACAACGUCGAGGGCCGCGUCAACACGGCCAUUGGCUCGUCCAUCGGUACUGGAGGCACGGUGUAUCUGAUUGUGGGCGUGCUUGGGUAUCUCAGCUUCGGCAGCAAUGUGGGCGACAACAUCAUCGCCAUGUACCCGAGCACGAGCUUGUUCGUCUGCUUCGGUAGGGUGAGCAUCAUCAUCCUCACCAUCUUUAGCUAUCCGCUACAGGUGCAUCCGUGCCGAGCGAGUCUCGACAAGGUCUUUUCGCGCGCCAGUCGGCGACAGCAGAUCCUGGAUGCCGCCGCCUCGGCUGCACUACUCCCCGACGGCCAGGACGACGAGAUCGAGCCGUAUCGCGACGAUGAAGAUGCCGAUACCCCGACGGCGAAUGGAUACGCUGCCCAGCAGGUGGUGGAGGAUGAUGAUGAGAUCCCACUGGGCAAGUGGUGCCUCAUGACAGCGGGCAUUUUAAGCACGACGUUCAUCAUCAGUCUGCUGGUGGAUGACCUUUCGAUCAUCUUGGGAUUCGUCGGGUCCGUGGGGAGCACGACCAUCAGCUUUAUCCUGCCCGGUGUGCUGUAUGCCUCGCUGUUUGCGGAUCAGCCACACUCGCGGCUGCGCAAGGCGGCCAUCGCACUCGCCUCGUGGGGCGCCUUCGUCCUCGUCGUCGCACUCUCGGCAAACGUGCUCAAGCUCGUCCAUGCCCAGGUCCCAAGCUCGCUCCUCGUCACCACCAUCACCAAGACGUAG
Messenger RNA from Moesziomyces antarcticus, 1518 nucleotides. RefSeq names its product vacuolar amino acid transporter 5. Gene Ontology annotation, biological process: amino acid transmembrane transport. Gene Ontology annotation, cellular component: fungal-type vacuole membrane. Bases 1 to 1518 code for a protein of 505 amino acids. The record is from RefSeq and is a predicted model, not a curated record. NCBI's taxonomy places the organism in Eukaryota, Fungi, Basidiomycota, Ustilaginomycetes, Ustilaginales, Ustilaginaceae. Gene Ontology annotation, molecular function: L-serine transmembrane transporter activity; L-histidine transmembrane transporter activity; L-lysine transmembrane transporter activity. The transcript has a single exon.